UCUGGGAAAUCCCGAUCGAGUGACUCAUCAGAUGACGAUGUAAAAGACACGUCUGGCUUUAAAGUUAUACUGACAUUCUGCAAUAUUGACGUGAACAAUUUGGAACUAGAAGUGACUGAGCAGCAAUGGCAUCAGGGGGCAGAAAGGACGACGGUGGAGGAUCAGGCUCAUGGCUUUUGACUGGCUUAAAGAUUGGUGCAGCACUUGGGGCAGCUGCUUUGGGAACCUAUGCUGCUGUCAGGGCAGCACAACAGGAAGAAAAAGAGAAAGAAACUCCAAUGACAUCGAGAUGUAGCGAAGAUUCAUUCAAAGAUGAAGGAGGAAGACAAGAUUACUCGUCUUCAUCCUCAAGUUCGCAGUUCCCAAGAGAAGAAUCAAAUCCAACUUCUCAUGCUCCUAGAGAAGCAUCAAAACCAAAGAAGAAGCCUUCUGGGUCCUUGAUAGAUGAGCUGCAGGAAUACUUCAACACAAAGAUCUCUAUUCCUUCAGACAAGAACCUUGUCAUCCAAAAUCUUGUUUUGGACACGAGGGAACGUCUGAGUAGCUAUCUAGUCAAGAAUCAACGGAGACUUGUUAAGGGUGAUCUAGUACCAGCAGCUUUUGACAAGAUGAUUCUGAAGCAAGGAGAAGAGUUCAGGUUGAUGCUUCCGAUAGCUUUUGAUCCCAAGAUGUGGGAGUUCAUUGAUGCUGCUGAUACAAUCCUAGAUAUGCCAGGCUACUUCUGCGUGAGGCGCACCAAUAUUGACUUCUACAGCAUCGGGAGAAGUCCAUGGGAUCGUUUCCUCAUCGGCAGCUACCUAUGCCCAGAGCUUCUGCAAGACUUCCUGAGGAAGAUCAUUGAUCAGAGUAUUAAAGAAGGGACAGUGUUUGACUUCUAUUGUAACGUCAAACGCAAUGCAGGAGGAGUUGAGUUGAACGUUGAGAAUCCUGUUAGAGGUUUUGGGAAUACAGGAAUGCUCCGCAUCAAGAUUAUCCCAUACAUGAGCAUGAAGAUUAACGAUAAGAUAAUCACCCUCAUCGCCCAGUCUGUAAUCCCCUCUCAUCCAGCGGCAGCAACCACAGGAAACACCAACCCCAACGAGAACCUCUGGCUUCAGUCCUUUGAAGUAAAGGCCGUCUGUGAAAUGGAAAGCAUGGAUUUAGAUGGAGGCUGCCGCUGGAAGUGUCUGGCGAUUCUAGAUGCUCUUGGAUCGACCCAUCAGCCUCUGAGAAUGCUCUCCCGCUACCAGAUGAUCACCAUCCUCUUGAAGAUGUGUCGAGAGGAGACAGAGUGGGCUGAAGAGAUGCUUGCAGAGAGGGUCUUGGAUCUUCUGAAGGCUGUUGAGGAGCAUCUUAAAGCUGGAACGCUGUUGGACUUUUUUAAUAAGAAGGUAGACUUGUUCGCUCACAUCUCACCAGUGAAGAUAUCUGAGUCCCAGAAGUGGUUGGCCCAUGUCUUGGAGUCUAAAGAUAGAAUCUCAAACUUGCUGUAUUAAAAUUUAGCAGAAAGUUUUGUUCUCCAGCUUAGAAAAAUGAAAGGCAGGCACUGUAUAGGCCUAAUGUGGCACAGGAAAACAUCUCAAGGCCAUCUUCUACCUUUUAUGAUAUAAAACAAAAACAUGCAGUAAAACCUACCAUAUGGAAGUAUUAUUCUUGAAUAGUUUAUUAAAAACUACACAAAUAUUGCGAAAACAAGCUGAUAUGCCAUAAAAACAAGGAAUUAAAUUAAUAAAAAAUGUGCACAAAGUCCUUGAAAAAGCACAUGAAUAAGCAGGGCCCAUUUUCAUAGAGCUGCUUCAGCAAAAAAAGGUAGCUAUGCACAGCAAAAUUAUGCUUACCAGAAUAUGGUUACCAGCCAAACUACAUAAUAUAUACAUGUACCGUAUCACAUGAAAAAAUGUCUGUAUCCUGCUCAUUUCUGCUGUUACAUAGGCUAUUGUAGACAAUUGUUAAACAAACUGUUCUGCUUUAAAGCAGCUUCAUGUAUUGGCCCUGGUCUUCUAAAAAAUACCACUAAAUUUGUUUUAUAAAAUUCUAUAGUUGAUGUGUUUAUUGAAUGAAACAUGGUGUUCUUUUGAAAAAAAUCGAAAGUUGUAUCAUACUUGAAACUUUAAUAUUCUGAUAAAAAAAAUGAUGAAUUGGUGGAAAUAAGCAGACUGUUACUACAAUGCAAAAAUAUGAGUGUAAAGUUUAACACCAUGGAUGUUGUCUCAUACAGAUACCAUCUUGAAGUGUUAAAAUAACACCAAACUGUUUGGGUAGAAAUUAGUGUUAUUUUAACACCAUGUGGUGCAAAUUCUGAUUCAUUUGUUUGUAUCUUGAGACAACAUCCAUGAUCUAAAUUGUAUCGGUUGUUGCUGUGCAUGUCAUGCAUUAUUCAUGACUUACUCAAUACUUACUCACUUUAAUACAUGUAGUUACUUUUAUUUAUAAUUUGAAAGUAAUUAAUAUUCAGUGUGAUGUUGUAACUUAUGUUUAAAAGUUAAAUAUGUAAAUAAUAUUCUGAAGGCUAUUAUGAACUCCCACUAUUGAUGUUGAUUAAUUCACAGUUUGUUACUGCUAACAGUUUUAAAGAAAAUUUAAAAAUGCAUAAUAUGCUAAUUAGAUGUGUUGGCUUCCUGAUAAGCCAAAUAAGAUACAUAUAGUUUGUUUUAUCUCGAAAUCACUCUUUUUGUUUUCCUUUUUUUCUUUCUUUCUUUUUGUUGACGUUGAUAAAUUCUAAGUGCUAUUGUGACAUUAUCCACAGAGCAUUCUAUUUUCCAUUAUCUGGUGGUGUCAACUCAUUCAUUUUUGUGCAAUUAUAAAGCUGUUUACAAAACAAAACAAAAUUGUAGACUUUAUACAAUAAAAUAUAGGUGGAAAUCCAAACAUUGCAUUUAUUUUGGUUUAGUCACCACAGUGUGUACAAGCUUGAGUGUGUGCUAAACGUUAUCUUUCAUGUGGACGAUUUUACAAGGAGUUAAGAGUGAUCUUAACUGUGUGUCAGUCUUGAUUGCUAGGCAAUCUGUGGUGAAAUCGACCCCAGCGAUGUGAUGUUAUAAACUGUCUUUAAAUCUAUCAUUAAGUUAAUGAAUAAAAACAUCUCAAAUCUCAAA
Messenger RNA from Asterias rubens (European starfish), 3074 nucleotides. Its product is annotated as mitochondrial dynamics protein MID51-like. Gene Ontology annotation, biological process: positive regulation of mitochondrial fission; mitochondrion organization. Gene Ontology annotation, cellular component: mitochondrial outer membrane. The coding region runs from base 126 to 1475 and encodes 449 amino acids. NCBI's taxonomy places the organism in Eukaryota, Metazoa, Echinodermata, Asteroidea, Forcipulatida, Asteriidae. The transcript is spliced from 2 exons. The record is from RefSeq and is a predicted model, not a curated record.